Messenger RNA from Penicillium oxalicum, 3144 nucleotides. RefSeq names its product replication factor C subunit 1. Gene Ontology annotation, molecular function: ATP binding; DNA clamp loader activity; ATP hydrolysis activity. NCBI's taxonomy places the organism in Eukaryota, Fungi, Ascomycota, Eurotiomycetes, Eurotiales, Aspergillaceae. The transcript has 5 exons. Gene Ontology annotation, cellular component: nucleus; DNA replication factor C complex. Gene Ontology annotation, biological process: DNA replication; DNA repair. The record is from RefSeq and is a predicted model, not a curated record. The coding region runs from base 1 to 3144 and encodes 1047 amino acids.
AUGCCAUCUGAUAUACGAAGCUUCUUUGGUGGCAAACCUGCUUCAACCCCAGGAGCCGUUGCAAAGACCACAAAAGAGGACCCACAAUCUGCCCGGAAACGACGCAGCAGGAAGGUUGUGGAUGAGAGUGAUGAAGACGAAGAUGUUGCGCCAGCAAAAAAAAUAACGACGGGUCAGAAAUUGAAAACUCAAGCAAAGAGCGAAGAGCCAAAAGGCGAGCCUACAACGAGCUCGGAUUAUUUCGCUUCUUCGAAAAAGCGUGGCCGCCCAGCGAAGUCUUCCACUGAGGUCGGAACCGACGAUGUCCCCGCGAAAGCCAUGAAGACUCCCCCACGCAAGUCUGCAAGAAAGACGACCAAGGUCGUCGAAGAUGAAGAUCUCGGCGCGGACGACAUAUUCGCCGGAGAAUACGGCAAAAAGAAAGACGAUGACUAUGUAGCGGCAGACAGCGACGACGACGACGACGAUUUCGAAGUACUGGAAGUGAAACCAGCUACUGCGUCUGUGAGAAGAACACGGGCUAAGAGAUCGAUCUUGGACGAUGAAGAGGAAAACGAGGACGAGGAUAUUGUCAUGGAAGACCUUCCAAAGGCUGCACCUAAAUCUGCGAGGACAACACGGAAACGCAAGUCAGAAGCGCUCGUUGAUCAAGACGAAGAAGACAACAAUCUCGAAACGAAGAAGAAACCAGCAGCGCGGGCGAAACAACCUGCUUCACCAGCCGCGAAAAAGUCAAAGCCGUUACCGAAGAAAAAAGACGCGGAGUCAGAGAAUCCCGAGAUCCAAAAGAUUUUCGACAGCAUCCCGACUGUCAAGCCUCCAUCGCCACCUCCAGAGAGUGCAGAACCCAAAAAAUGGCAAUAUGGUGCGCAGCGUUCACGCACUCCUCCGACUGCCGGUACAAAGGACAUUCCCGUGGGCGCCGAAAACUGCCUAGCUGGCCUUUCCUUUGUGUUUACAGGAAUUCUCGAAACCUUGGGGAGGGAAGAAGGCCAAGAGCUGGUGAAAAAAUACGGCGGCAAAGUCACAACUGCGCCAAGCUCGAAAACCAGUUAUGUUGUCCUUGGAGGUGACGCUGGUCCCAAAAAGCUACAAACAAUUGCGAAGUUCAAUCUCAAAACCAUCAACGAGGAUGGCCUUUUUGAGUUAAUUCGUAAAUUGCCCGCUAAUGGCGGGUCAGGACAAGCCGCCGAGAAGUUCGCUGCAAAGCAAAAAGCCGAAGAGGAUAAAGUCAAGAAGAUGGCUGCUGAAAUUGAUGCUGAAGAAAAGCGCCAGGAAGCUGAAAAGGCAAAGGCACAAUCAAAGGUGCAGCCCAACGGGUCGGUUGCCCCCGCAUCUCAAAGUCUACCUGUGGAUGAUCAGUUGUGGACGACCAAGUAUGCGCCUACCUCGAUCGGUAUGAUCUGCGGCAACAAAACUGCCGUUGAAAAACUCCAAAGCUGGCUGCGGAAUUGGCAUCAAAGUGCGAGGUCGAAUUUCAAGAAGGCGGGAAAGGACGGCUCGGGUGUCUAUCGUGCUGUGAUGAUCCACGGCCCCCCCGGAAUCGGCAAGACGACGGCCGCCCAUCUGGUCGCCAAGCUUGAGGGGUAUGACAUCGUCGAGACAAAUGCAAGUGACACUCGGAGUAAGAAGCUUGUCGAAAAUGGCACACUGGGUGUGCUCGAUACAACAUCGCUGCAAGGAUACUUUGCGGGGGAGGGAAAAAAGGUUCAAAGCGAGAAGCGCAAUUUGGUCCUCAUUAUGGAUGAAGUCGAUGGUAUGUCAGCGGGCGAUAGAGGAGGUGUUGGUGCUGUCGCAGCCAUCGUCAAAAAGACGAACAUUCCAAUCAUUCUCAUUUGCAAUGAGCGGCGAUUGCCCAAAAUGAAGCCCUUCGAUCAUGUCACUUUUGAUAUCCCAUUCAGACGUCCAACUCCUGAUCAAAUCCGUGCACGGCUUUCCACGAUCUGCUUCCGAGAGAAAAUGAAGAUCCCUCAACCUGUGCUGGAAGCUUUGAUUGAGGGCUCGCACGCAGACAUUCGGCAGAUUAUCAACAUGCUCUCCGCGGUCAAAGUGGACCAAUCUCUUUUGGACGAGGGCUCCACGAUCGAUUUUGACAAGGGCAAGCAAAUGGCUAAGUCAUGGGAAAAGCAUAUCAUCCUUAAGCCUUGGGACAUUACCAGCAAGAUCCUCAGUGCACAAAUGUUUGCAGCAAGCUCAAAUUCGACGUUGAACGACAAAACUGAGCUGUACUUCAACGACCAUGAGUUCAGCUAUCUAAUGCUACAAGAGAACUAUCUGCGCACGAAACCUUCACUUUCCGCCAGAUUUGAAGACCCGAAGGAGAAAAACCUCAAGGAACUUGAGUUGUUCGACAAGGCGGCCUCUAGUAUUAGCGAUGGAGAUCUUGUGGAUCGUAUGAUUCAUGGCACACAACAGCAAUGGAGCCUGAUGCCGACUCACGCAAUGUUUAGCUUUGUCCGUCCAGCAAGUUUCACAUACGGCAACAUGCGAGAACGCCCACAAUUCACCACUUGGCUUGGCCAAAACAGCAAGCAAGGCAAAUUGACACGCUUUGUUAAAGAGAUUCAGGGCCAUAUGCGCCUUCGGACUUCGGGCAACAGGGAUGAGAUUCGACAGCAGUACAUGCCAUUGAUUUGGGACAAGUCGGUCAAGCGCCUCCAGGACGAAGGAAAAGAGAGUGUGGACGAGGUCAUUGAUUUCAUGGAUGCAUAUUUCCUCACCCGUGAUGAUUUCGACGCAAUGAUCGAACUUGGACUUGGUCCCAUGGACCAAUCCAAUGUGAAGCUAGACACGCAGACCAAGGCAACUUUCACGCGACUUUACAAUUCACGAUCUCAUCCGCUGCCAUUUAUGAAGGCGAGCAAUGUCGUUGCGCCAAAGAAAGAAUCGAAGGAGAAACCGGACGUGGAGGAUGUUGUCGAGGAAUCCGACGAGGAAGAAGUGGUUGAAGAGGUCAAGGAUGAGGAAGAUGAGGAUCUGGAUUUGAAAAAGGACAAAUACGUCAGUGUGCCAAAGAAGAAGGCCGCAUCGGCGAAAGGAAAGAAGGGUAAGAAAGCGGCGACUGCAGAAGCGGACGAUUUCAUCGACGACAGUGAAGAAAAGCCCAAGAAGGGCCGCAAGACCAAGGCUAAGGCUAAGGCUUGA